GAUUAUUCUGUGAAUUGGAAAUGUUUAUCCGCGGCGCGUAAUGUUGCGUAGUGUUCUUCGUUGCCUGGAAUAUAUCUUUAAAAUUUCCUUUUCUAAAAUUCCUCAUAUAAAUUUUGGACAACAACACAUCGUUAUUUUAUAUUAUGUACAAAAGUCUUCAGGUGGGGCAGGUCCCACAAUAUAGGGAACUCGUCAUUCAAAGUCUGGCGGUAUAUGAAAUGACAAAACUAAACGCCGCAUAGAAGAAAAAUAAUAAGAAAGAUGUUUAUUAUUUUAGGAGAAAUCAGAGUCGACGGGGUGGACAGUGCCCUCGAAAACAAUUUUUGCGGCUUAUACUGGGACCAUCUUCAAGGCCGGAAAGGAGAGCACAACCCGAAAGCAGAGGAAAUUGGCAAAAUGACCUUGUCGUUUGGUCAAACAAAAGUUUGUGAGAUAAGUCCAACCGAAGUUCUCAACUUAUGUAGUUAUUUCUUGGACCAGCAACGUAAGGCGGGGACGACGCAUGUGCAGGAGAUGCUGCACCUCAAUAAUACCUCACAGGCUGCUGAGCCUGUGCAACUGAAUAAUAUUGAUGCUGAGCCUAUGCACCACGAAAUUAGUUCGGAUCCUAUGCACCUCGAUGAUACGGCUGAUUCGGUGCACCUGGAGAAUAUUGUUGUUGAGCUGCAACACGAGGACUAUAUGGACGAGACGGAGCAGGAGGAUGACACUCCAAAUGCAGACAAUCCGAUAAUACCGCCGUCCCCGGAGAUUUAAAAAAAUGUCCAUAAGUGCAAAUUCUGCAACAAAGUCAUUGGAAAGGCAAGCUCCUUAGCAAACCACAUAAUGACGCACAAGAGCACAAGAAUCUUGGCUGCUUGGCCGGAGCACAGACAGAUCAGAGAGAGCACGAUCACCUUAGUUUGCAUUUCCUGUGGGUACAUUUUUUAUACACAUACAUUUUCUGACUCAACUUCCUAUUGGUACACAUCAUCAUUGAACGAAAGAUGAUCAAAAAUUUGUUAUCAGUUGAGAGGAUUGAUUGAUCCCUCAAUGAACUUUUGUUCUCGCAUUACCCACCAUUUUAAGAUGUUUCAACCUUUACAGAAACUAUAGCUAAAUCCAGCCGAAUCCCAACUGCAAUUUCCCUGUCAAGUUCUUCCGCUUCUAUCUAGAUUGAUGCCCAGUUCCUACGCAAACUGAAAUUAUCUCUAUGCGCCUUGACUCCACACAAACAAAAACUGAUUGUGCUAAAAAAAAAUAAUCUUAGAAGUGCGUCUAGAAUUUAUGUGGUUAUAGAGGAAACAUACAUAUGUGGCACAUGAGACGACUGCCACCAGACACCAACACAUGUGUACGUGCAGGCACACAUAUGUAGAUUCCUAUAUUGCUUUCAUUAAUAUAUACAAAGUGAAUAUGGGAAAGAAUGGGGUAGAGUACAAUUGUAAUAACAGAGGCAGAUACUCGUAUAGAAGAGGCAUACGAUUCCUUCAAGUUGAGCGAUAUGAGAUCGACUCUCGAGUCGUUUGUUUCUCGCUCAAAUGAAGACCCCGAACAAACAUACAUAUGAGCAUGUGCUAUGUACAUUUGAGUUGUCUGGGAACUCGAUUGCUGGCUGCUUUGAAAAAUGCAACUUCAUCAAAAAAUGUGCAUUACAGAAAUCUUAUUUACUAAAAAUACUAACUAAUCAUAGUCUCAUCUCAUGAGACCCCAUUUCAUUAUUGGCCGGCCAUUAUAAAUUAUUGGCCGGCAACUCCCCUAAAAUGGCCUUGCACCUGUUUCAAUCAAUUUCAAUUUAAAAAUUUGUACAUACAGCUGUAUGCUCUUUUAAUUGUCGGAUAUAUGCAAAUCACAAAAAUGUGACAGAAGUUUGUUUACCAGCAAAAAGAGGCACAGCGCAAGCCAGAAGUCAAACAAAUUUAGCAAGCAAUGGAAAAAACUGGUUUUUGUUCCAGUUAAGGGAAGCAGAAGUUACCAAAAGAAAGAGGCGACCCACCGAUUCUGGGGCGGGUAGGAACAAGUGCCAAACCGGUUCAAUGAACCUGAACAUAGCCAUGAGUGUAUGUAGAUGGAUGGAUACACACAAAAGAGUUGAAAAUGAUUACUGAUGCUUCCUCUUUUAUCACAAAAAAAUGUUCUUUAUUAUAUGAAUGCGGUUUCUUUACGUAGAGCUGUUGAAUAGUUGUUGAGCGUUUUUGCUUACGGAACAAGAAAAAACUACACUACAAUUUUGGAAAAAACUCGUAAAUGGUAAAUGCAGCUUCAACUUCCUGGACAUUGAAGA
Drosophila miranda is the source of this 2263-nucleotide messenger RNA. RefSeq lists its product as uncharacterized. NCBI's taxonomy places the organism in Eukaryota, Metazoa, Arthropoda, Insecta, Diptera, Drosophilidae. The record is from RefSeq and is a predicted model, not a curated record. The transcript has 2 exons. Bases 262 to 756 code for a protein of 164 amino acids.